UACCACCCAAAUGAACCCCACAAAACACACACACAUUAUCAUGUGACUCUUUUUCUUUCUUCAAUUCAUACAUAUCCAACCAUUCACAAUUAUUCCUCGCCAUAACAACAAUGGCAUUUCCCCUUCUUCACACUCUUUUUCUGCUAUCUAUCUUACUCCUUUCAUGUCCAUUGGCUUCCCAUGCCUCCGUGGACGCAACGAACCAGUUUUCGCUGCGUCCACACUCUGACGAGACAGGCAUGGGAAUGUCGGUUUAUGAUGUCGACAUAGAAGAUGAAGAAAUAGAUUUUGAUAACUUAUCGGUCUCAGGACGUAGAUCUUUGUUAUGGAGAAGUAUGAGAUACUACAUUUCGUAUGGAGCGUUGUCUGCUAACAGGAUUCCGUGUCCACCACGUUCAGGAAGAUCGUAUUAUACUCAAAAUUGUUGGAGAGCUAGAGGCCCUGUUCAUCCUUAUACUAGAGGUUGCUCCACUAUCACUCGUUGUCGUCGUUGAUAUUUGUCGUCUAGGCAGCAGCAUUCUGUUACUAUGUUACUAAUAAUUAUAUCAGAUCAACUGUCUUUUAUUAAUAUUAAAGACGACUUAGGCUCAAGCUUGAGGUUUGCCUAAGUCUAUUCUUAGUACAUGCUAUUUCAAUUAGUUGUGGAAUUGGUUAUUUUCAUAUUUGGUGGUGAAUUGAAUAUGUAUUAUGUUUAUUGAACAAUAUGAUCAUGAUUUAUUGUGAAUCAUUUUAUUAA
Erigeron canadensis is the source of this 736-nucleotide messenger RNA. RefSeq names its product protein RALF-like 34. The transcript has a single exon. Lineage: Eukaryota; Viridiplantae; Streptophyta; Magnoliopsida; Asterales; Asteraceae. Bases 111 to 494 code for a protein of 127 amino acids. The record is from RefSeq and is a predicted model, not a curated record.